Messenger RNA from Vigna umbellata (rice bean), 2346 nucleotides. Lineage: Eukaryota; Viridiplantae; Streptophyta; Magnoliopsida; Fabales; Fabaceae. The record is from RefSeq and is a predicted model, not a curated record.
AUGGGAUUUUCAAACGAGGAAUCUUUUUCUGGAGGCAGGUGUUCAAAUAAGGAUGACAUUGUUGUGAGCAAAGAUGACAGAGUUUCAGAUGCGCAAAACACUGAUGGAAGUAACAAAAUGGAAUUGUCACCUGUAAAUGAAGAUUUAAAAAAUAAGUACAGUCAAUCCCCAAAAACUGGUUACAGUAGGUCAGACAGAAGUAGUAGCCCAAGCCGGAGCAGGAGCAGGAGCCCUCGUAAUUUUAGGUGGGAUUCAAGAACCAGUGAUAGAUGUGGAAUGAGGGCAGCAUGUAGAUAUUUUCCUUAUGGGAAAUGCAGAAGAGGAAGUAAAUGUCUCUUCCUUCACGGUGACAAUCAAAAAAUUGAUGACAGCAGGGUAAGUUCACGCAGGCAAGAUGGAUCUCUCUUAUAUUCUAGUCCAAGUGGAAGAUCUAAAGGAACUUGUAUAAACUAUGCAAAUCGAAGGUGUAGAAUGGGAGAAUCAUGCAAGUAUAUGCAUCAUGAAAAUUCUAGCAAGUUCAAUAAAACUUCUAUGGAUGAAUCGACUGGGGAAAUGGAAAUUGAUAGAAGGUGCAGAGGGAGUUCUUUCGAAGAAGGUGGUAGAAACCAGAGAAGUGACAUUCCUUGCAAAUUAUAUCCAUUUGGGAAUUGUCGAUAUGGUAAAGAUUGUAGAUUUUCUCAUGAUAGGCAAGCAAGUGGGAGCCCAAGUAGAGGCUUCAAGGAUGACUUGUUAAGGAGCAGCGAUGGAGAUCAGGCUUUGGAUAGGCCAGAAUCAAGUGAAGUCAGUCUCCAUGGCAAGCUAAUGGAUGAUGGAGAGGAUUUAGAUGGUAGUGUGGCUGGUGCAGAUAACAAACAAGGAAUUAUGGUUGACCCAGAACCUGGAUUUAAUACUUUGCCCGUUGGUGAUGAACGGGGCCAUAGCUUAGACAAGAACACAGUGCAUGGUGAAUCAACAUUUUCAAGUGAAGUGAAGGAGGCCAAAAGUGAUAGUUCCAACGUUCACACUUGUCAGUCAGUAGGAAAUGAAAAAAUGUCUCAUAAUUGGAAUUAUGGUGUGACAUCUCCCAUCCCUAUUAAAGAAGAGCAUGAGCAGAGUAAGCAACAAGUUACUCCAGAACAAGUAAUUCAUCAAAAUGUAAAUGUUUCGCAUUCUUCAAGCUGUGAGGAAGUUGGACAAAGUCAAUUAGCACCUUCCACUGUUCCUCCAAGUGUGAGAACUAUUGAAAGUGUGCAGAACCAGGAAGUGUUUGCUGAGAAAAAACAGACAAGUGGGGCAAAUGUCAUGGAUGCAAAUAUACCACAAGUUGGUUCAGGUGAUGCUCCAAUUGAAAACGUGACAAGGGAAGAGCAACUAGCUCAACUUACUAAUCUUUCAGUCUAUCUGUUACAAAUCCUGGGAGCCAUUCUGCAUCUCCCACAAAUUUUUGCUCCUUCUGUUUCUUUAGAUGCAAAGAGCACUCCCUUCCAAAGCAAAACUGAAGAGUCAGGUAACCCUGUUUCCAUAACAUCCACCAAACCAGGUCCUUCUGUUGGACUCCUAAAGCCGCGAGAUCCAAGACGUAAGUUUAGAGAGUCGAUGAUUGUUAAUGAAAAAAAGGUGGUCCCCGCCAUUUCUCCAAGUCAAAAUAUCACAGAAGAUACAGCAGAAAUUCCAUCAUUGUUAUCUGAUUCACAACAACACUUUGAUGAGUCUAAAAAGUCUGCCUUUUCAGAAGAACAGCUUGUCAAGAGUGAACAUUCAAUUGAGUUGCAGAAAGGUGAAAAUGUUGAGGAUAGUAACGAGAAAAACAAAAUGGUAGCUGAAGGAAAGCCAAAUUCUUCUACAUGUGAACCUGAGGACGCCAAGACAGUGAAGGAUGUGAAAGGAAUUGAUGCAUUUAAAUUUGAAUUGGUUGAGUUCGUUAAGGAGCUUUUAGAUCCAACAUGGAAAUGUGGAAAAAUAAAAAAAGAAGAUUAUAAAGCAAUUGUGAAGAAAGUUGCUGACAAAGUUACUGAUACAGUGCAGCCGCCAUAUAUUCCUCAGACAAAAGAGCAAAUUGACCGUUAUUUAUCAAUAUCAAAAACAAAGAUUGACAAACUUGUACAGGCAUAUGUGGAAAAGUUUCAGAAGGCUUAGUGCAAGUACAUUAUUUGUUCCUUGCAUAUUAUGUUUCCAUUCAGAUCAGAUGAUAGUAUAAUGGAGAAACUUGGCAACUCAUGUAUGUACAUUUAAACAAAGUGGUUUCUUGUUUUGUUGUAUUUCUCAGGGUAAAGCUUUGGGUGGCCAGUGUUAUUAGAUAUUAGUUAUAACCCAUAGCUGUAACUGUAACGUGUGAUCUAUCUUUACAAGUAUUAUUUUCAUUUACCU